GAAAGGGGGGAUGGCAACUGGGCUGCUCCGACUUUGAGCACGCGCCGCCGGCCGUCCCCCCACAAUCCAAUCGUGAGUCGGUUCUGCUUGUCGGGAGCUCCUUCUCUGUCCUCCCUGCAUUCGGGUUGGAAGGCUUCAGGUGUGCGGAAGAAGGGCGAAGAUGUCGUCUUUCGUGUUUCCCUCCUCGAACCUCUCCUCUUCAUCGUGCGCCUUCCUUGGGCAUAACACAUUGAACUCCAGUUCUAGUCGUUCAAAGACAGUGGCUCUUAGCAGAAGCAAGGAAAACUUCAGAUGCAUUGCUGAGCUUGUUGAGAAGUCUAGUGUUUCCACAGCAUACAAGACAAGUGUUACUCGGAACCCAAAUAUGGCAAAGCUGCAGGCUGGUUAUUUGUUCCCAGAGAUUGCUAGGAGAAGGUCUGCGCACAUGGCAAAGCAUCCUGAUGCUAGGAUCAUAAGCCUUGGGAUUGGUGACACGACUGAGCCCAUUCCAGAUGUUAUAACUUCUGCCAUGGCAAAGCGAGCACAUGCAUUGGCGACUAUUGAUGGAUACAGUGGCUAUGGUGCAGAGCAGGGAGACCAGAAACUGAGGGCUGCCAUAGCGGAGUCUUUUUAUGGAAGCCUGGGGAUUGACAGCUCAGACAUUUUUGUGUCAGAUGGUGCAAAAUGUGACAUAUCUCGACUUCAGCUCCUUUUUGGAUCUAAUGUGAAGAUCGCUGUACAAGAUCCUUCAUAUCCGGCAUAUGUGGACUCAGGUGUCAUAAUGGGUCAGACUGGCUUGUAUGAAAAGGAUUUGGAGAAAUAUGCAAAUAUCGAAUACAUGAGAUGUUCACCAGAUAAUGGCUUCUUUCCUGACCUGACAAAGAUUUCAAAAUGUGAUAUUAUUUUCUUCUGCUCUCCAAACAAUCCAACUGGUUCUGCUGCAACAAGAGAGCAACUGAUUCAGCUGGUAAAAUUUGCGAAAGAUAAUGGGUCUAUCAUUAUCUAUGACUCUGCUUAUGCGAUGUACAUAUCAGAUGACAGUCCACGAUCUAUCUAUGAAAUUCCUGGAGCUGAAGAGGUUGCAAUUGAGACUGCAUCUUUUUCAAAGUAUGCUGGGUUCACAGGAGUACGUCUUGGUUGGACAGUGAUUCCCAAACAGCUUCUGUUCACAGACGGCUUCCCUGUGGCCAAGGACUUCAACCGAAUUGUUUGUACUUGCUUCAAUGGUGCAUCAAACAUUUCUCAAGCUGGAGGAAUUGCAUGCCUUUCAGAAGAGGGAUUAAAGGCUAUGCUAGAUGUGGUUAGCUUCUACAAAGAAAACACAAAGAUUAUAGUAGAAACUUUUACAUCACUUGGUUACAAAGUCUACGGAGGGAAGAAUGCACCAUAUGUGUGGGUCCAUUUUCCAGGGCGCAAAUCGUGGGACGUUUUUGCUGAGAUCCUUGAGAAGGCACAUAUAGUUACGACUCCUGGCAGUGGGUUUGGGCCUGCAGGUGAAGGAUUUGUUAGAGUAAGUGCCUUUGGUCAUAGAGAAAAUAUCUUGGAAGCCUCAAAGAGAUUGAAGCAGCUUUAUAAAUAAGAGCUGCUGGUUCGCUUCUUGGUGAUCAUUGUGCAAUCUUCAGAGAGCUUCGUUGGCAGGUUGGUGUAUGAUGAGUAAGGAGCCUCUUUAGUAGUUGAAUUCACUGAUUGAGUUACAAAGCAGUAUGUCUGCUUAUAAGCAGAUAGAGAACUGAUCUUCUUGCCAAAUACACCUGUUUGUUUUUAUCCUUUAUUAGAUUUUUCGGUUAUCAUAUGGGGGAAGCAUACAUGGGAUAGGAUGGGUGGCUGCUUGCUUCCUUUCUGCUUUUCGUUCCAUGUCUAGGGUCACGGUCCUGGUGGCUUUAACCACUGGGUGCUUGACUCUCAGACAAGCUCCUGCUUUACCUUUGCGAGAGGGGACGCCAUAUGUGGAGGCUUGAACUGAGGGCAUGCUCAUAAACAUGCUUACCCCUACUUGGGCAACCUCUUUCUGUGGCCACACUAAAGGCCAAAUAAAGCCCUGAGGGACUGUUUAAACCUUGCUUUCAGUGGUAACCUGGUUUAGAAUUUAAGGGAGACUAUUCAGUUGGAAAAGGACUUUCGCUUUUCUGUUGCUAGUCAUUUUUGUUAUUGGUGUUGAACAUCAAUUUUACUGCAGGCGAAGGAGCUUUGGUACAGUUGGCACCCAUGAGGUUCAUAAUGUACUGUUCCUUAGCAAGGCAGCUGAAAUAACCAUCUGUAUCUGUCUUUGGUCAGCUUGUCUUUGCGCUGUUCCUUCAUCAAAUAUUUUUUGCAGGAAGCCCCCACAAAUGCAUUCUAGAGAACAUUGAUUAUCUCCAUUAGCAUAAUAAAACUUCGGAACGUGGUUGAGUGGCUCUUACGUACUGGGAGUUUUGUUCUGAUCAUUUUCUGAUGCUGUGAUGCACAGCUCUUGUUUUAAGUUAGUUAAAACCGGAAUUGUCAUUAGUUGUUUAUGUUCUUUGAUGUAAACUAUAUGUUUUUGUGUUCAAUCAGAUACAAAUGAGGAUGAUUAAAUGUUGACCCAACAGUAAUGGCUCAAAUAAAUGAGAGUUUGAAUCU
Molecule: messenger RNA, 2577 nt
Organism: Nymphaea colorata (pocket water lily)
Lineage: Eukaryota; Viridiplantae; Streptophyta; Magnoliopsida; Nymphaeales; Nymphaeaceae
Product: probable LL-diaminopimelate aminotransferase, chloroplastic
Exons: 11
Coding region: 161-1558 (465 amino acids)
Cellular component (GO): chloroplast
Molecular function (GO): L,L-diaminopimelate:2-oxoglutarate transaminase activity; pyridoxal phosphate binding
Source: RefSeq, a predicted model, not a curated record